This is a messenger RNA of Eruca vesicaria subsp. sativa (arugula), 309 nucleotides long. The record is from the annotation of a GenBank genome assembly. Lineage: Eukaryota; Viridiplantae; Streptophyta; Magnoliopsida; Brassicales; Brassicaceae.
AUGAACAUGAUGUUAGUGGGGCUUCUGUUUUGGGCAAAGAAGCAUUAUCCUGAAGGAACAAAUGACUUGAUAAUCACUAAAAACCAAAACAUCCUACAAGAACACUUGGUCUUGGAUAUUAUUGAAGCUUUGGAAGUGAGAGAUUUCGAUUUUGCCAUUGAACAUCCUGACACCUUCUUUCCGCCAGCGGCAUGCGCCGAAAGUUCUCAGUCCAUCCCAAUAGCUGUGAGGAAGGGGAAGGCACAUGAGAUUACAAAAAGUGCAAGAAAUGCAAGAGGAGACUACCUGAGGAAAAAAAAAAUAAUUUAG